AUGCGGCCUGCAGCUGUCGGUGAGAUUCUUCUUCAGAAGGCAACGAGCCCGCUGGUGGACGAGUCGGAGCUACAGGCCGUCCUGGCAGCCGCCAAGGCGGCAGCGGCAACGGGAGCGGUGAGUCUCGUGGGUGAUGCGUGGCGCACAGUACGCCUAUUGGCCUCUGCCGCUCGCUGCACGCUGCAAGCGGGGCGGGGGGACUUGGCGCUACCGCUCAUCAAGACGGCGUUUGAGCUCUGCCCGGAGCCCUUCAGGCGAUUGGCGUCGUUACUGAGCGAACAGGGGGCGGAGGACGGAUGUGCACUGGCGCGCUCCAUGCUCGCCGUGGCCAGCUUGCAAGAUGGCGAAAGAGACAUACCGGCUGUUGUUUGCACCGCCUUGAUGGUGUGGCAGGGCGCGCUCACGGCUACGGCAUCGAAAAGUAGCUGCGUGGGUGGGUUUCUACGGUUUUCUCACGUCGCUGGCCAAAUUUUCACAGAGCUUGCAAGGGACACAUCGACCCUUGAGAAGAUAAGUGCGUGUUGGCUUUACAACACGCUUGCCUUUGCUGAUCGCGUCGGGAAUGCAAAAACCGUGUCAUUUUACCUAAUGCAGGAGAUUUACAAUGAAACGCAUCCCCCGGAUCUGCGGGAAAUAACAGAGUGUGAGUUAGUGUGCGCUGCCGGCAAAAACGCGUGUCUGCGGAUGGGUCUGCAUGGAUCCGAAGUGGUUGCGAAGUGGGACCGUCUCUGUACGGCGCUGUACGCUGAGGGCUGCGCACUGCUCCACGCAGCCCAGGAGGAGGUGCGCCGUCGUGCUUCCAGGGCAACAAGUAUUCUACGUGAGACUUUUGCUAUGGAGAGCACGUAUUAUCUGUCGGAGUUUCGACGCCCACUUCACCUGUCACCCGAGGAAGCUACUCUCCUUCGCGAAGCUGCUGUGGGCAAGGAUCUCUGUGUGCCGCGAGAAACGUUUACACUGCUGCGUGUGGCGUGUGCCUUAAGGCAUUUCUCUGGGGGAGGGGAGCACGCGUCGGCUGGGGGCUUCCCCGUUGCCUCAGUGUCCAGUGUGGUGGCCAUUGCACUGCGGCACCGCUAUACCGACAUUGCAGCUGAGCUCCUCCGAGCGGGGUCAUCGCCAAGGUUGGGCGAUGGCGCGUUGCUGCUGUGGGGGAGGGAGCUUGAGUCCCUCCUCGGCGGGGCCGCGAAAGUCAGCGGUGGACGAGGUGUGAACUGCACGGCACGAGAGCGGGUUGCCGCACACGCCCACGCCCACGCUGCGGAACCAGGUCCGCUGUUGCACGAGAUUUCGCAGGAGUGGUGCGCCACCGACGUGCUGCACCUCCUUGCGACGGCGGAGGCGCUGGAGGACAUGCUGCCGGCAGGACUGACAAUGAUUCGCGGGGACAAGGCGCUUGGGCGUCAGCUGCUGGGCGACAAAGUCGUCCCGAGUUUUGUCCUUGACGGAUUGUCUCGUCUUAUUACGCGUCUUGUGGACGAGGGGGACCUGCCACUUGCGAGGUGUUUUCUCCCGCUUCUCGCAGGCAUCUGCGAGCGGUUGCCGUCGCAGUCGAAUCUGCUUGUAACACUGCAUGCGAUCGCUGCCUUUGCGCAGGGCUGCUUCAAUGAUGAUGCGGAUGAACGUUGGACGGCUGUUGUUAGCGCGCUACUCCCAUUGCUUCCGCCUCGUCUCUCGGGAAUGACGCCGCCGUAUCGGCAAACGAAGUCGGUCGUUGUGGGGCGCACAUUUUCUACGCGGCGUUGUGUCUUCGAUGCACUUGGCGGUACCCCUCCUCUGGGGACGGCUGUUCAGCGUCAUUGUCAGUUGCAGGUGCGUCUGACAGGUGAUUGUAAGGGUGUGCGCCUCGUCCGCAGCGGCAGUGUCGAGGGAGCGACGCCGUGGGAGAAGAUUCUGCCAGUUGGAAAGGCGUUGCUGGACGUGGUGGCCAAUAUGCUUGAAAUAGAGGUGCAGAAUCGGCGGCACCUUGGCGCCGCCCCCUGCAAAGAUGCCCCUGCUUUGGAGGAGGAGGAGGAGGAGCCUUCCCGCGCGACGGAGGCUGUUAGCAGCAGCGAAGUGGAGCGGCAGAGUGGGCAGGCAAGGGCUGAGUGGUGGAGGCAGCGAUACGCGUUUGAUGGCGCACUGCAGAAAGUCGUUGCGAAGAUGCAGUCCGACGAGAUUUUUGGAUGCUGGCGUGUGGCGAUGUGCGGUGAUUUGUCUCCCUCCUGCCUUUUAGAGCUGGAGAAGGUAGCCGCUAAAUUGCUUGAGGGCAUUGAAGCACCCGCGCAUCAUAUGUCGGACGUGACGUUGCUUUUGGCGGGCCUUCCAUUUCUGGUGGCACACCGCGACGCCGGCAGUCACGUGUUAUUUAGUCCGUCUCACGGGUCGGCGGAGGGCACUUGUGCCUCGUGUGACGCGGUGUUGCACAGUCUCUCUGCGGCGCUGGAGAUGGAGCUUCUCAAGCACGGCAUUGCCGCAGCUUCAACGGACGUGUUUGCCGUUUCGCGUGAUGCGUGCCUUUGCGCGCUUACGAAUAUGUGGAACGCGAUGCCAGCGCCGCGUUCGUCUAACUCGGGGCACCGCGAUGUGCGUGCCCUCUCGCGUACCCCGUUGUACCUUGUCCUGGACAACGAGCUGCACAGCCUUCCGUUUGAGGGCAUGGACGUUCUUCGCGCGGGAAACGUGGCCCGCGUUCCCACACCAACAUUUAUUUCCACCAGUGGCGUACGAUCGGUGUUUUUUCGCGGCGGUCUGGUGUAUUGUGUCAUUGACCCCGCUGGAGUCAUGCCGAAGACAUCGAAGCGUCUUCUCCCUGUCUGUCAGAGAAGUGGAUGGACGACAAACACACACGCUAUGUCUUCCGGUCAGCUCAUGCAGGAACUGUACUCGUCUCGGGCAAAACUUUAUGUGUAUAUCGGGCACGGAAGGGGGGAAAGCUUAGUACACCGGGGGGAAUUGUAUGAAAGGUUUCCUGAGCCGGACGAGUUUCCUGCUGUCUUCCUCAUGGGCUGCAGCAGUGCGCACAUGGAGAGUGGCUCCUCACAUGACUCUUACGGUAUGCCGUACGCUUUUCUGCAUGCCGGAUGUCCAUUGUUUCUUGGAUGCCUGUGGCACGUAACAGACGGCGAAAUUGACCGAUUGACUAAGCGACUUCUUUUGCUGCUUGCAGGAGACGACGUCGAUGAUGGCCUUGGACCUCUGCCCCCACCGCGGAGCGUUGGAGAGGCGCUGGCGUUGGCAAGGCGUGCCUGUAAGCUGCCAUUCCUCACAGGGUGCGCCGCGGUACUGUACGGCAUAAACCUUUCCCUUCAGCACGAUGAGGCGGAUGGUAAAGAAACGACUUUGUGA
Molecule: messenger RNA, 3324 nt
Organism: Trypanosoma rangeli
Lineage: Eukaryota; Euglenozoa; Kinetoplastea; Trypanosomatida; Trypanosomatidae
Product: separase
Exons: 1
Coding region: 1-3324 (1107 amino acids)
Biological process (GO): proteolysis; meiotic chromosome separation
Cellular component (GO): nucleus; centrosome; cytoplasm
Molecular function (GO): cysteine-type endopeptidase activity
Source: RefSeq, a predicted model, not a curated record